Messenger RNA from Trichoderma gamsii, 873 nucleotides. RefSeq names its product alcohol dehydrogenase. The record is from RefSeq and is a predicted model, not a curated record. Gene Ontology annotation, molecular function: oxidoreductase activity. Bases 1 to 873 code for a protein of 290 amino acids. Lineage: Eukaryota; Fungi; Ascomycota; Sordariomycetes; Hypocreales; Hypocreaceae. The transcript has a single exon.
AUGGUUAUCCCGAACGUCAUCCCAGGAUCUGACGGGGCUGGAACCGUCGUCGCAGUUGGCAAGCAUGUCCGCCGCUUCACACCAGGCGAUAGAGUUGUCACAGCGUUCUUCCAAGACUUCGUUGGCGGACGUUUCCAGCCUGCUACAGCCGCUUCGAUGCUCGGAGGGGCUCUUGAUGGCACGCUUCGCACCUAUGGAGCCUUCAAUGAGCAGGGGUUGGUGCGAGUCCCAUCAAAUUUGAGCUUCCUGGAGGCGUCAACGCUGAGUUGUGCUGGAUUGACUGCUUGGAGCGCUCUCUUCGGGCUUUCUGAUUACAAACUGAGCGCUGGUCAAUGGGUGCUGACUCAAGGCACCGGAGGAGUCAGCGUUUUUGCACUGCAGUUUGCCAAAGCAGUCGGCGCAAGAGUCAUUGCUACUACGGGCUCUAGCGACAAGGUGAAGUUCUUGAAGGAUCUCGGAGCUGAUCACGUUAUCAACUACAAAGAGGACUCCGAAUGGGGCGCCACAGCUAAAGCGUUGACCGGAGGCGUUGGCGUUGACCAAGUUGUUGAAGUUUCUGGCCCGCUGUCCAUGGCGCAGAGUUUGAACGCUAUCAAGGUAGAUGCAGUCAUCAACAUUGUUGGCUACCUGGGAGGUUCUGAGGGCAACCAGCCCGGCUUCUCGGACAGUUUCAAGUAUAGGUGUAUAGUGCGGCCUAUUGCUGUGGGAUCAAGAGUCAUGUUGGAAGAUUUGUGUCGCGCAGUCGAGGCCAAUCCGGAGAAGCUCCGACCGGUUAUUGAUUCCAAGACGUUUCGUCUGAAUCAGCUCAAGGAGGCAUGUGAGUAUCAGUGGUCGGGAAAGCACAAGGGAAAGGUGUGUAUCGAGAUUUCUUGA